UUCUGACAUUCAUGCGGUUUUUUCGAACAAGAAUGUUACUGAACAAACAACAUGUGGACCAUAUUAUGAAACCGUCUUAAAGUAUUCAAGGUUGUCAAAAGUGUGCAAUUUUUCCUACUGGAACAAAUCACAACAAUGGUUUUGUGGGAAACCAUCGGGAAAACUAUCGUGUUAUCAUUGGAAAUCAAUAAUCCGCAAAUGGAAUAACUAUACUAAUGAAGUUAACAAAUGCGAAAUGGAGUUAAGCACAAGAGACCGUGAAUCAAUUAUACCAUCAAACAUAACCAUACAAAUACUUCCAAAGAGAGUUGGUAAUAUGUCCAGGACAACCAUUCAAAGAGCCAAUAUUCCAUGCUCGAAAUACAAUAAAAGUAAAUUAUGGGUCAAAGUAAAACCGACAGGAUAUUUCUACAACAACUCAUGGAUUCUUAUCCAUUGUAAAGGUAUUCAACAUUUUAGUGGAGAAUGCUUAAGGAAUAAGACGAUACUGUUGUGGGGAGACUCUACACUCCAUCAGUGGUAUUUGUUUAUAAAAAAGCAUCUUCAAGCUGAAAGUGAACAUGCAUGCACGUGGUCGAUGGGCAAUUGGCGUUAUCCCGAAACGUGCAAUUUCUACAAAUACAAUAUUACAAUAUCUUUUCAGGGACACAAUAUUCCCAUCUCUAUUUAUACAAAGAAAAAUCUUUAUAACGUAUUUAAAAUAAAUUCAUUUGAAAAAUUCAUAAAUUCAAAAUCGGGAAAAAACCGAAAUCUUGUGUUAGUGCUACAUUUGUACGCUCAUCUACAACAAUAUAAUCAUAACUUUUUUUCCGCACAUAUUUUAGAAAUAAGAAAAGGUUUAGAGCGAAUAUUUAAAAGGGAACCAAAUAUCAAAGUAUUUAUUAAAUUGCCACAUGCGUAUCGAAAAGUGGAAGAUAGGAAAUGGAAACUAAGAAGAAAUGAUUACAUAGGUGUUGUUUUUACAAAUAUCUUAAGAAACACGUUUAAAGGACUGUUUAACAGGAUAACCGUGUUAGAUCAAAAGGAUGCAACUAUUGCUGAACGAAACCUUGAUCUACAUCCAUCGAAAACUAUUGUACGAGAAAUGGUAUAUCAGUUUAUAAGUUAUGCUUGUGAAGAUGACCCAUAUUAAAUUGACAUUUUAUAGAUAAACGUCUCUACGUUCUUCCGCUUAAAGGACAUUUUAUUUUUUUUAUCAUACGUUUUGAGUCAUGGCAAACGAAAACAACAAAAUGUAUAACCUAUUGAAUUUGACGCAGUAAAAUUUCUUGUCUUAUUCUGAUAAUGUUAAUCGUAUACAUAAAUGACCAGUAGCACUGGAAUGUUAGAAGAAGGAAAAGAAAAAGAACUUACAAAAAAUGAAGCAUUGUUCAAAGUUAUACUCGGAAAAUGUGUGUAAAAUCUACAGACAUUUUCAAUGAAUUGUGUAGUUAUCCAAAUGAAGCGGCCACUUUUGAUGUUACAUGAAUACUUAAGCAGAUCGGUCUAUAAAAGGACACAAUAAAUUCAAAAUAAUAAAAACCCAACAACAACAACGACAAAAACAAACAAAGUAUAUCAUUCGGAUAUUCUUUUUAUGAAAUUUUGAUACUUUUCUUAGUGAUUUAGUAUGAACAUUUUUAUGAUAAAUAUUAAUUAUUUAUUAUUUUCUUCAAGAACAUCUGCUUUAUGCCAAUAUGUCAUAAAAGAUCAUUUAUCUCACUAUUAUCACCAACAUUUAUUAAUGGUUAUUUCAUGGUUUGGUGUUAUGUCUGACCCAGCAAUUUUAUUCUAAUUAUUUAUUGUAUAAUCUAAAUCUAUUGUCAUUGUCAUAAUAUAACAAACAUUCAAUUAUAAACUGACAUUGUCCGUUAUAUACGCACGUACAUGCUC
This is a messenger RNA of Ruditapes philippinarum (Manila clam), 1872 nucleotides long. Its product is annotated as NXPE family member 2-like. Lineage: Eukaryota; Metazoa; Mollusca; Bivalvia; Venerida; Veneridae. The transcript is spliced from 3 exons. Bases 236 to 1132 code for a protein of 298 amino acids. The record is from RefSeq and is a predicted model, not a curated record.